Osmerus eperlanus (European smelt) is the source of this 5942-nucleotide messenger RNA. RefSeq names its product NK2 homeobox 2a (gene nkx2.2a). Gene Ontology annotation, biological process: regulation of transcription by RNA polymerase II; cell differentiation. Gene Ontology annotation, cellular component: nucleus. Gene Ontology annotation, molecular function: DNA-binding transcription factor activity, RNA polymerase II-specific; RNA polymerase II cis-regulatory region sequence-specific DNA binding. The transcript has 3 exons. Lineage: Eukaryota; Metazoa; Chordata; Actinopteri; Osmeriformes; Osmeridae. The coding region runs from base 130 to 933 and encodes 267 amino acids. The record is from RefSeq and is a predicted model, not a curated record.
UCCCAUUUGGAGAUAUUUCAUUAACUCGCGCGCGCUGUCUUAACGCUGGCAACAACAUUCAGUUCCUACCCAUCUCCAGCGGAUUGCCAAACUGGUGCAGCAACUUUCCUGCAUACAUUUCCACAAGACAUGUCGUUGACCAACACAAAGACGGGCUUUUCUGUAAAGGACAUUUUGGACCUCCCUGACACGAAUGAUGAAGAAGGAUCUAUCACUGGAGCGGAGGAAGAUACGGAAGGAUCUGAGACAACAAAAACGUCUGGAGUUUUGGUGCAAAGUCCGCUCGAAAACGUUCAAAACCUGCCUUUAAAGAACCCAUUUUAUGAUAGUAGUGACAAUCCUUACACAAGAUGGCUUGCUACCACGGACAGUAUUCAAUAUUCACUGCAUGGCCUAUCAGCUAGUUCACAAGACUCCGCCAAGUCUCCGGAACCCUCUGCGGACGAAUCACCAGACAAUGACAAGGAAACUUCAAGCAACGGCAGCGACUCCGGGAAGAAGCGAAAAAGAAGAGUGCUAUUUUCCAAGGCGCAGACGUACGAACUUGAGCGUCGGUUUAGACAACAGCGAUACCUAUCCGCGCCAGAGAGGGAACACCUCGCGAGUUUGAUUCGCCUGACUCCAACUCAAGUGAAAAUUUGGUUCCAGAAUCAUCGGUACAAAAUGAAGAGAGCCCGCGCUGAAAAAGGUAUGGAAGUGACACAUCUCCCCUCUCCCCGGCGGGUGGCCGUGCCUGUCUUAGUCAGGGAUGGAAAGCCUUGUCAUACUCUUAAAGCUCAGGACUUGGCGGCCACUUUUCAGGCUGGAAUUCCCUUCUCGGCGUAUAGCGCCCAGUCCCUUCAACACAUGCAAUAUAAUGCUCAGUACAGCGCCGCCACCACGCCACAAUUCCCAGCACAUCACUUGGUGCAAACGCAACAGUGGACUUGGUGAACAAUUAGAGACUGGAAGGGCUGCCUUUUGAGAGCACGAUAGGGAGUUCACAACAAAAUAAAGACUUUCAUUUUGCAGCUUGACCCAUAGGCUAUACCAUUUUUUCGGGGCUACUGUGUGCGCCGUGUUUACAUGUUUUCGUUAUGAGAACUGGGUCCAGCCUCUCCCUAGAUUUAAGAAUGUCAAUGCUCAUGUGAAAUUUUGUAAAAUAUGUUUGUGUGUUGUAGAGAUGUUUUCUUUUUGUCCUUCGUGUUAUCAGCACGUGCAAAACCACUUUAUAAUUAUAGAACAUUUUAUUUCUUGCUUCUUUUACAAUGGACCGAAAAUAUUUAUGGCCAUGAAUAAACAUUGGCAACUUUGAGCUUUUUUCCCUUUUUGUUUUGUUUAUUUUCUUUCUUUCUUUUUGUAAAUACAUUGUGGCAAUUGUUUGCAACCUAGAAAACAUUCAGAAUCGUUUAGCUGGAGAUAUACAUAUUUCCAACUUAAAAGAAGGGUAUAAUACUAUGUGACGAAAAUGUCAUGACUGCCGUAAAAUAUCUCAUAUGGUUAUGUGAAUAACAGUUACAUCGCGCGUUGAUGGGGACUUAUCCCGUUUUUUAUAAGGAUUUUAAUAAAAUGCUGUUUCAGAAAUUACGUUUUUGGUUUGCGUGUCUUAACUACGUCCCAUGAAUUUGAUUAUGCCUGAAUAGACUGCGUAAACAUAUUAUGAUUAGCCUAUGUGAGGAUACGUGUUGCUUAAGUAACACAGGGUAGAGGUAGGCUAAAUUCAUAUCAGGCGCACUUGAAUUCUCUCUUUUGAGCCUGAAUGAAUCCGUCGACAUUUUCUGAAUUUGGACAAGUCAGUAAAAAAAGAGGCUAAAGUCACUUGUGAAAUGGGGACUAAAAUCCACUUAGGCUACUUAAUAUAAGAGGGCUUCUUCAGCUAAGAAGCUUUGAGUCAAAAGCACUCCUUUUCAACACCCCGAAUGCUCCCGCAUCGGCUACUGCUCCGAUGUUAAGUGGUAGGCUACAUUUAAAGGGUUAACAUGAAAAAGAAAUGUUCACUAAACUUUAGACUAAGUUGCGUGGCAAACAAAAGUUAAAUGAGGAAUAUGCAUACAUAUUUUGUAUAAGGGCAUAUGGGCUACAAGUUAAAGCAAUUGCCAAAAAAGCAAUUGGCAAUUAGCAAAAAGAAAAACGUAGACUUUGUGGAAUAAAGAAUAGUAGGCUUGAUUAAUUCAGUUGACUAGGGAAUUCUAUUUUCUGAAUAAGCCGGUAAAUCUCAAUAAGUAGUUACUAUAGGUUAUGAAAGACUAGUCUUAAAAAGUAUUUCCAAAACAGACACACAAUACUGGCAAGUACGAGCGCACUGCGGAAAAUUAGACCAGUUUGGUAUCUUGAGUAAAUAUGAUGACCUGUCGAAUAUCUUAUGCAUUGUUUGUGCCAAGAAGAGAAAUCUUAGAACAACAGAUGUUAGAGUCGCCCCAUUAUCAUUGAGCAAACAGCUACAUUGACACGAAUAGCUAAUUAUUUACAGAAUUCUAUCUCAAGGGGCACUGCUUUUAAAAAGAAAUUGGUUUUGCACUGAGAUAGUUCUGUAGACGUUUACAUUAUAGCAAGCUGAGAUCGGGACAAACAGUUAUUCCCCAUAUCCUCCCAAUUGUAUUAUCCAAUCGGUUGCAUAUGAUCAUUGUGUUAAACAUGAUCGAUAAAGAAUGCUCACCCUGUAUAUCCUUUAUGCUUAUCAGGAUAUUAGUUACUUCACAGUCUCCAGAUACAAAAUAACUUGACCUUUGCAGUUUCUGAACAAUAGACUCCAACUUAUAAGUUGCACUGACAGAAAAUUGUUCGUAGUUUUCUCUUAGUUGUAUUCCUAGUUGAAUCCACGUACAAUCAUAUGCGUAGUGCUAUACCAUCCACUAUAUUGAAUAACAGCGGACUGUUAUAAUUUAGAUACCUUCCAGUUAAUAAAACAUGUUGAUUUCUGUGUGGCUCUAACCCCCGUGACCUAAGAUUCACCACUGUGACUAGUUUUGUGCACUCUAUCUUUGCACUAUAUACAGUAUACAACAAAAACACACACAAAGGACCAGGGCAGGUUCUCGUGAAUGUUAGAGGCGUGCAUAUUAAGCAGAAGCAAGAGUGGGAAAGCAGACUGUGUGGAUAGACACUGCCAGAGGUUCUUGGUGCUAUUCAGUUCCUUUAUCUCGACCAGUGCAUCCCCGAGUCAGGGAGAUGUAUCCUUGGGGUUUUGUCGUGCCUGUCAGUUGGUGGCAUUGUGAUCGUUGUUGCACACGUUGUCUUCCAUAUGGACAGCUGGGCCUGGGCAAGGAGAAAAGGAUCCCUCACAAAACCCAAAUUGUGUCCAGCUCUCAAAUAAAGCAUUGUUGUCUCUCAAAGAAAAACGAAUUAAAUAUUCGUGCUAUAUCUAUUCUUGAAAAAAAGCCCUCAUUCACAGAUAACAGGGAGUCCUUCUUUCUUGAUAGAGCUAUGCUAACAACAGCCCUCUCAUUUCUCUCUUCCCCUUCUCGGUCCGCCCGAUCCUCCCCACUGAAUGACUUAUUAUUGUCUGUCCCUAAAAGUGUAUGGUCACUGUUCAGCUAAACUAUUUUUAAACUCCUAAUUUCUGUCAGUCUUGUUUCCUGUUUGCUUUGUGUAAGGGUCUCAUGCCGGCCUGUUCACAUUUCUAAGCUCCAUGGAAAAAUCUGACACCAUUUGUGAAAGCAGUCUGUACUUUGACAAGACACUACAUUCUAGAAUUUCAGACGUCAUGCAAUAAUUUCACUACAAAUAAUCGAAACGACCUCCCCAGAAAUCAGGGAAUCGAUUCAUUAAAAAAGAAACAACAUACGAACUUAAAAAUAAAUAAGGGAUCUGCAAUUUAUCAUAAAUAUUUAUGUUAUUUCAACGGAUAUUUCUUAAACAUUGCAAAACGAUUCCUUAAAAUAAUGUAAUGUAGGCCUAAUAUUGUAAAAGGCCUUUAGGCCUAAUAUUUCGAAUACAGUUUCUUCAGGAUAGCAAAUGUUUGGUUACUCGGCUGUAUUUACAAGGAUUUUUUUUAGCCACACAGCUUAUUGUAUUAUUUUGUUGCUAGAUUUAAAUAGCCAAGAUAUUAUGCUUUUGAAUCGAAAUGGAUGGCUUAUGACAUGAAGUCUCAUCGCUAAUUAUCUCAUGCAUAUCGACACGUCUGUUCAUUAUGUAUUUGAACUUGAUGCGUAGUUUGGGUUUUUGGGCCAUGUCUAGACGUAGCAUACCCUACAUGUGCCAUUUUGGGUCUUAGAAAGUGUUGAGAUAUUUCACCCAAUUUAUCAUUUUAAUGUGUCAUGGUCAUGCACAAACUGUCCUUAUAACAUCAACGUGCAAAACCUUAUACCAGCAAAAUCCCUGAGCAUUAUGAAGUUAAUCUAUGUGAAAAUAGAGAUAAAGUUUUGAAGGUGUUGAAAGGUACAAACAGAAAACAUUUUAACAACCAUUUAUUACGCGCCAUAGUUCAUCCAGUGGAGCUAAUAGGCCUACGCUUUAUAAUAGAAUACUUCAGGAAAUAUGCACUUAGGUACUCGUGGAUCUUCGUCGUCCUGACCAUUUGAACCUCGACAUAAAUCAUCCUCUAUCGUGUACAUUUCAAAAUAAACGAGGAUUUCAAAGCUAUAAUGAUGGCGGCUUUCAUUUAAAGGAAACAAUCUAGUUUUAUUGCCUUAAAGCAGAUCCAGAUUAGAUUCGCCUACCGUGACACAGUGCAGAUAUUAAAGUGAGGUAGAGGCAGAGAUAGAGAAGGACUGACACAUGAAAAGAGGAGGAUUGUUUCACCUGCUUACCACAAGAUGGAGGCAGAGAUCUAUAGAUAGUAGGCUACUAAGGUAGAUUUCACCUCGACCCUAUUGCUGUUGCUGCAUGAUAGCCAAGGCUAUAUAUAUAAAAAAACAUCAUAUGCGGAAAACAAUUGGUUUCAUUAUAUAGGCUAAUAUUAUAUGUUAGGCUAUAUUUAAUCAUAAACUUCAAGGCCUACUUUAGCAGUUAUAAUUUAAUCAAUUUCUAACCAAGCAUGUAUGUUUAAAAGUAUAAUAUUUUUACAGUAAAAAAUAUACGUUUUCUCCACUAUAAGCAUGUUGUGUAAGCUUAUGAGUCCAUCUGAGAGUUGUUUACCAACAGACAGCUCAGUGCCAGUGCUGUCAAUUAAAAUGUUUGGAAGCGUCCGCUACUUUUCAUCCAAUUAAGUUCCAGCAGUAGGCCCCUCGCCAACUGUUCCAGCCAAUCGCCUUUGGCGAGGCGGGCUUUCCACCUUACCUUAUCUUAUAAAACCAAUUGGAAUACAAAUUAGAGCUGGGUGGAAAGCGUGGAAGUUCAGACAAGAAUUGGCAGCACUGUUUAUCAAAUUUGAAUGUAUUAAUGUUAGCUUAUUGCAGCUUUAAAGAGUUUUUUUUUUAAUUUACGCCAAUAUUUUUUUUAUAGAAGUAGCCUAAGUAUGUUGUUUCAGGCAUCUGAUUAGAGUCGUGAUAGGUUGAGAGAGAGAGAGAGAGAGAGAGAGAGAGAGAGAGAGAGAGACUCCGCAGUGUGGCGCAAUAGGAUCACAAAAAAUAUUUUGGCAAAAUAUACCAUUGUAGCCCUAAUUAUUACAUUUCUCUCCUUAAAAUAAAAGCCAUUGACAUUCUGGUGGUAGACCCACUUGAUGCCCAACGCGUUUGACGAUAUUUAGAUUAGGCUAUGAUGCUCCGGUCUACCGACGACGACGACGAAAAUGAUGAAGAAAACAGUCAUUGCUGACUUAUACGAUAAUUUUGCAUUCCAGUAUGCCAAAAUCCACACCUACCGCCCUCAUCGGCUUUAAUACCCUAGUUAUCUGAAAUGGUCAUCUGUCACCCAGUUUAUUCACACUUAUUGGACAACAGCACAACAAAACAGUUUAAUUAUUCGAUUUUAUUUGUGAAAAAAGAAACAUCUAUAAAAUGUGUAGGCUACUUCACGCCUAGAUUGUCUUGUGAGCUUUAAGGUCCUGGUGUAGCAAAUUACUUGUAUGGCACUUAUAUUCACAA